Messenger RNA from Acanthopagrus latus (yellowfin seabream), 3268 nucleotides. It is a transcript of the gene vaspb, whose product is annotated as vasodilator stimulated phosphoprotein b. The transcript has 14 exons. Bases 511 to 1815 code for a protein of 434 amino acids. The record is from RefSeq and is a predicted model, not a curated record. NCBI's taxonomy places the organism in Eukaryota, Metazoa, Chordata, Actinopteri, Spariformes, Sparidae. Gene Ontology annotation, biological process: axon guidance; positive regulation of actin filament polymerization; actin cytoskeleton organization. Gene Ontology annotation, molecular function: profilin binding; SH3 domain binding.
GGAUCGUAGCCUACUUUGAAGCUGGCGGGUUGGGCCACACUCCAAUGAACCUACACAGACCGACCGACCGACCGAGGGAGAGGCGAAAAGUCCGGCAAAGACACACGGUCGUAAUCUCCUGAAACACAGCCGUAAAUCACCAGAAAGUGUGACAAGAGAAGUUGUGGUGUAGUUGCAGCCCCGCGUCCUCUCGGCUUCACCUCCUCGGCUCGAAGGAAACCAAUGUGGGAUAGUGAUUGGAGUUGACAAGCCCGCUCCUCUACUGUAUCUGCCCUGCUCCCUCCUCUCCCGCUCCACACGAACCAGGAAAUCGUCGAGGUGUGCUUCUUUCUACCGCUGGUGGCUACCCCGUUUGCGGGUGUAGAUGCGUGUUUUUUCCGCCGAUUUUCCCUCGGUUUUUUUUUUUUUUAUUUAUUUCAUUAGUCUGACUUUUUUUUCUGACGCCGGGCUUCAGCCUCUGAAGUCAGCCAAACUUGCCGACGAGGAGAGGACCUCCACUCUGGCCGAACAAUGAGUGAGUCGAGUAUUUGCCAGGCUCGGGCCACUGUGAUGAUCUAUGACGAUGGCAAUAAGAAGUGGUUGCCGGCCGGUGCUGGACCCCAGGCAUUCAGCAGAGUCCAGAUCUAUCACAACCCCACCACCAAUGCCUUCAGGAUAGUGGGACGCAAGAUGCAGACGGAUCAGCAGGUGGUUAUAAACUGUCCAAUCGUGAGAGGUCUCAAGUAUAACCAGGCCACAAAUAAUUUCCAUCAGUGGCGGGACGCCCGGCAGGUGUGGGGACUCAACUUUGGCAGCAAAGAGGAUGCUACUCUAUUUGCCAACGGCAUGUCUCACGCUCUGGAGGUGCUCAACUCUGUAGCAGACGCUGGCUAUGCGACCCUCCCCCGCCCAGUGUCAAAUGGACCUUCUCCAGAGGAGCUUGAACAACAGCGGAGGUUGGAACAGCAGAGGUUGGAACAGCAGGAACGAGAGCGACAAGAGAGAGAAAGACAGGAGCGGGAGAGGCAGGAAAGAGAGAGACUGGAGAGAGAAAGACAAACUGCUUCUGCAGGUCAGGAAACGCCUGUGCUGGUCAACACAACUGCUACAACACAGUCCAGUCUUAUCCCUAUUCCUCCAGCCCCACCUUUGGUCCUUGGAGGCAGCGCUCCUCCACCAGCUCCUCCUCCACCCCCUGGCCCUCCUCCUGCUUCUGGUAUCCCUCCCCCUCCAGGACCACCUCCCUCAGGACCUCCGCCGGCCCCACCCCUACCCGCUGCAGGUGGAGGUGGAGGUGACGGACCUGGUGGUUUAAGUGGAGGUGGUCUUGCGGCCGCCCUUGCAGGAGCUAAACUCCGCAAAGUGUCAAAGCAGGACGACGGAGCUUCUGCAGCUCCAAUAAGCAGAGCUGACUCGAACCGUAACAGCAACUCGUCUAUUGGAGGAGGGGGGGGAGGAGGUCUGAUGGGUGAAAUGAGUGCCAUCUUGGCACGAAGGAGAAAAGCUGCAGACACUGGAGAGAAGCCACCUGUGAAGCCACAAGAUAAUGAUGAUUCAGAGCCUCAAGGUCAAAGCGACACCAUUAGAAGACCUUGGGAGAAAUCUACUAUGAACAGGAAUAACUCCAUCACCAAGAGCAUGGACUCCACUUCCACAUUGUCCCAAGGUUCCAGGGCAAAGCCUGCUGGUAACAGUAACGAUGCAGGUGGAAUGGAUGACACAGACUUAGAGAAAAUGAAACAGGAGAUCCUGGAGGAGGUGCGGAAAGAACUGCAAAAAGUCAAGGAGGAAAUAAUUGGAGCCUUUAUUCAGGAGCUGCAAAAGAGAAACACAUAGUUCUGCUGAGUGUCAGGUGUAACAGAGGGAUGUGAUAGAUGGAGGUGGUUGAGGCCCCGUUGGGACUUCUCCUCCAUUCCGCCCUCCAAUGUAGCCCAGGGAUUUCUUUUUUUUUUUUCUCCUAUACAUUUUCUCUUUUUCUCUUACACACACACACACACAAACGCGCGCACGUGAGCAUACUUGCUUAUGUGUUCAUCAUGCAUAUUCACUUCAUAUUAAUGGUAACCCAGGGAACAUCCUCACGUCGCCACCCGGCACUUUUGACGAUCACUCACAAAAAUUGCGGCCGUGAUCCCAUCUAUUCCAUCUCCCCCCUGUUCAUUCAUCCCGUCCCCUUGUGUUCUCCAUGUGUUCUGUUUAUCUGAACCAAUUCAGAGCACAUAGCUUACAGCCACAGUUGCUCUUCCAAUUUGUCAUCACGUACACUCAUCAUAACCCUCUUUUCUGCAGAAAUCCCGCUACUUGUGUCUUCUCCCUUCUGCUAUCAGACGCACCAUUUACUGACAGAGCAGUCUUCAGUAUUCAGGGACAACGUAUUAGUCACGUUUUUACUGUAAUAGCAAGAUGCUGGCAUGCUGGGAUCAUUUUUUUCUCUUUCUCAGUCGGCUAACAAUUGUUCAACCUCAAGCACUGCUACAGACAUACAUCUGCUAGUAGGUUAUUGUCUCUGAUGGUAGUCGAAGGUGGAAAAACAACAACAAUAAUAAAAGAUGAAAUGGAGACUCCAACCCCCUGUCUACUGCGGUGUUCUCUCUUUCGGGUGGACUUUCAGCUCCAAGCAAUGACUAAGAACUAAAACAGCACAACACAAGCCUUCACUGCUGCCAGAUAGAGAAGUUAGAGGAAGAGGAAACAAGCAAAGGGAAUCUGAUGGACAACUCGAGUGCUGUGAAAGGGGAGUGUGUUGUAGUUUUAUGAUGUGUGAGAAAUUGAUUCUCUUUGCAUUGCACUUGUUCCAGAGGAAGUGUGUCUGUGUGCCACACUGCCUUGACAGACUAUUCCCUCUCACUCAAAAUGAGAUAUUUGUUGGCCAGUGCAGUGGUCCUACACUGUGCUUCCGCUAGUUAUUUUCUUCCAUUUUAGUUAUGUUUUCUAACUUUGAAACAUGAAAAAUGGCCAUGAUGAGGUCAAUUAAUUUGGCCAUGACCAACUGCCUUGAGAAUAAAUAUAUAAAUAUAUAUAUAUAAAGGAAAAUAUAUAUUUGUUUUGAGGGAAAAUGUUAGCAAAAAUGAAAUGGUGUUUCUAUUUUAAUUGAAAUGACUGGUGAAUGGGGAUUUUGUUUCCUUUUUUUUUUCAAUGAUUGUUUUCUUAUGAAAUGUUAUUUUGGGUUUACUGUUUCUUUUUUCUAAUAGAGUCUAGGCUUUUUACACUGAAAUAUUAAGAAAACAGCUUAGAGACACUGGAUUAGAAAAUGCCUUUAUAGUCAAAUACAGCUGCUUCUUGAAACGCA